Plenodomus lingam JN3 is the source of this 2622-nucleotide messenger RNA. NCBI's taxonomy places the organism in Eukaryota, Fungi, Ascomycota, Dothideomycetes, Pleosporales, Leptosphaeriaceae. The record is from RefSeq and is a predicted model, not a curated record.
AUGGCUUCAACCAAUUGGCACGCAGAGAAGCCCGAUGGCCUGAACCAAAGCUCCUCCUCCACGCGCGAACAUGCUGCAGGUGAGAGCACGUCACCGCAGUCAUCUGUCAAAGGUUCGUCUAUCUUCUCUAGUCUGUCUUCCACAUUGGUGGCCUGGCCACUACAUCCCAAAUUUGUCCCCAAAGUGGCCAUUAUGCUUCGGAGUAGGUGGCAGUCAGACAGAGCUCAGCUUCCAGAUGCCCUUGAGCAAGCCACUUACUUCAACCGAGUCGUUUCUUUUCCCGAUGAAAGCAUCUCACCCUUGAUGAUAGCCAAGAACAAAGAUCUGGAGCAAAAAGACUACUUGGACCUCGACAAGACUACCAGACAGUACAGUGCAAGUGUGAGCCGGAAGCGGCUAUCUGGGAGACCAUCUGUUGAACGUUUGGGCUCUUUCAAGCCACAAAACUCUGAUGGAAACCCGUCCCUCAAUUCUCUGUUGUCCAACAGCUCGACGGAGAAUCUCUCUGAUAGCCAUCAUGUACAUGACAACCUCCUGAAGCAAGUUGGCACAUGGCUCAAACAGGAGCGCCAGAGGCGACAUGCUAGGAGAGCGAAGAGAAAGGCACAAAAAGAAGUCUCACGUGAAAUGGAGUCGGCAGUUGGCACUGAAGCUCAGCGAGGACGGACUAGUUCCGAGUCCUCCCAAGAAGGUUCAGUAGCACUGGAUCAGUUGGCGCAGAUUUUGGAGAAGACUCUAUCUAUCAAGCCUGCCGAAGCCAGGAAGCGCUCUCAGCAUAUUCGCAGGCUGUCCACGGGUCUGAAGCGGCACUCUGCCAUCUCAAAUGAGUCGGAUUACUUCGACUCGGUCGACCAACUCGUGCCUGGCUGUGAUGCUAUCCUGGACAAUUCGAAGACCAUGGCCUACAAUGUAGACGAACCAUCAGCCGAGCCUCAAACGGCAGCCUCUGAGAAGCAGGCGCGUAAAGAGAGGAAGGCAUGGACCGACUUUCGAUACGAGAUUCUUCGUCUCAUACAUACUCUGAAGCUGAAAGGAUGGCGCAAGGUUGCCAUGGAGCAGAGCAACGAGAUCCAUGUGCAGAGACUGAGUGGUGCACUGACUAAUGCCGUGUACGUUGUCUCGCCGCCUAAAAACCUUCGAUAUCAGGAGGAGCGCAACGAUGGCACUCCGAAGCCAAGAAACCCACCUCCUAAGCUGUUGCUGCGUGUUUACGGUUUGCAGGCGGACCAUUUGAUUGACCGCGAAUCUGAACUGCAAAUCCUGACACGACUUGCACGCAAGCGUAUUGGCCCGCGUCUACUUGGCACAUUCAAGAAUGGACGUUUUGAAGAAUUCUUAAAUGCGAAGCCACUCACCGCCAAGGAGCUGCGCAAUAUGGAGACCUCAGUACAAAUCGCCAAGCGUAUGCGAGAACUUCACGAAGGCAUUGACCUUCUGAAGGAUGAGCGCGAAGCUGGACCAUUCGUCUGGCAGAACUGGGACAAGUGGGUCGAACGCUGUGAGCAGGUGGUCACUUGGCUGGAUCAACAAGUUCGCGAGAGCAGACAGAAUGCAGAUCAGUCGUCUGUAGACAAGUGGAAACAGCGAGGCUUUGUUUGCGGUAUGGAGUGGCCAGUGUUCCGACAGACUGUAGAGAAAUAUAGAAGAUGGUUGGAAGAACAGUACGGAGGACUUGAUAAGAUCAACGAACGCAUGGUCUUCUCCCAUAACGACACGCAAUACGGAAACAUUCUCCGAAUGAUGCCAGAAGGCGAAUCACCCCUUUUACUUCCAGCAAACCAGCACAAGCAGCUUGUGGUAAUCGACUUUGAAUACGCAAACGCCAAUCUUCCCGGGCUGGAGUUUGCAAACCAUUUCGUGCAGUCCGAAUGGACAUACAAUUACCACGAUGCGGAGGCUCCUUGGAGAUGCAACGAAAAGUACUACCCGACCAUAGAAGAGCAGUACCGCUUCAUUCGCGCGUACCUCACUCACACACCUUCGCACAAGGCAGCCGGCGGAUAUGCGUCCAAUCCAGCGACCCCUCGUCUUGGACCUCUGCCAUCCUCUGGCAGUACAACGGCGUUAGCUGCUACGGCCACCCCUACCUCCAUCUCAGCAUUCAUGCUUGACUCCCGCGCCCCACCUGGCGAAAAGUAUACGGAGCAGGAAGCCAUCGCCGAACGACAGACCGAGGAAGAAGUACGCCGUCUACUGGCCGAGACGAAACUGUGGCGCCUCGCCAACUCGGCCAUGUGGGUAGCCUGGGGCAUCGUACAAGCACAUAUCCCCGGCAUGCCCGAUUUUGAGGCCCAGGAAAAGGAGGCAGCACGGAACAUGGACGCCAAUGCCGCGAUGCUUGACGGCGCAACAGCAGAGAUGAAAGCGGUGGCAGAGGUGGAAGAGAACGAACAGGCCGGCAUCGUGAGUUCAGAAAAGGCGGAAGCAGAUGUCGAUGCAUGUGAACAAGCGGACCAGGAUGCUAAUCUAUUCAAGAAACAGGAUGAAGAAGAAUUCGACUAUCUAUCAUACGCUAACGACAGGGCUCUCUUUGUUUGGGGCGAUGCCAUUCGCAUGGGUAUCGUCAAGGCGGACGAGUUACCCGAGGAACUGCGGCAGAGAGUGAAGAUUGUCGAGUAUUAG